Messenger RNA from Astrephomene gubernaculifera, 5004 nucleotides. NCBI's taxonomy places the organism in Eukaryota, Viridiplantae, Chlorophyta, Chlorophyceae, Chlamydomonadales, Astrephomenaceae. The record is from the annotation of a GenBank genome assembly.
GAUUACAACCACUUAUACCUGGAUUGAUCACUUACAUAUCAUGUACGCGGUUGUCACGCGCACAGCUUCGGCCUCGAAGGAAAUUUUAGAGUCUCACUUGCUUGUGAAUUAUAAUUGCGCUAUAUGUUCUUGUCAUUAACUCUUAGUUGCAUUGCUCCUGAUUGUUUGUUGCUCAAUGGAAGCCUUUUGCACAUGACGAGUAAUAUACUAAGGACGGUGUUGGGUCAGCUGCCGAAAGCAAGAAAUGAUGUUUUCGUUUGACCCAGUAGGUAUUAGGGACAUCAGAAGGUUGACAGGCAAGCUUUGGCAUCAGACGCAUUCGAGCCAGCACCAACUUGGUCCGUGUGGUCAACCCGACGGCACAGAGCACGGAUAAGCUUCAACUUGGUUGAAUUAUUCAACACGCGGACGUGCGUCCCAGCCUCACGGCGCGCGCCCAUUGAGCGUCGUUUCAUCGCUCCGCGGCAGUUCCUAACCCUGACUGCCCUAGCGGCUAUAGACCCCACACCUGACAAUCGAUCAGCUAGGGCUUUACUCUGGGCUACAGGUUGCCUUAGCACGUCGGGCGUCCCAGCAUCAACAUGCCGCCCACAGCGCGCAACAGCAGCAGCCACCACAGCGCAGUCGGGGUGCCAGCAGGCUCCGGCGUGCAGGUGCUGGUGCGUGUGCGACCUCCACUGCCCCGCGAGCUGAUGUUCGACAGCGGCGUGGAAGUACGACCGCCGUACGACGUCAAAGUCUACAACGACGCGCAGGAGUUUAGCGGCCGCUAUCACCACGUGUUUGGGGAGGAGUCAGCGCAGGCUGAGGUGUACGAGAAAGUCCGCGACUGCGUGCCGCUGGCGCUAGCCGGCUACAAUAGCACCAUCUUUGCCUACGGCCAGACGGGCACGGGUAAGACCUUCACCAUGAUGGGGGACGACCCCGCCAUGGACGGCGCCGCGCCGGGGGUGGGCGGCGGGGGCGGCGGCGGGCCGGGCAUCAUCCCGCGCGCCGUGAAGGAGCUGUUCCGAGAGGCUAAGGCAAAGCAGGACUCGGAGGGGGCUGCCAUACAGGUGAUUGUGAGCUACAUGGAAAUCUACAACGACCGCCUGCACGACCUGCUGCAGCCGUACAAGCCGUACAGCAGCAGGGACCCCGCCGACGUCAACCAGAAGCGGGCGCUGCUGGAGGUCCGUGAGGACUCGCGCGGCCUCACCUACGUCCCCAACCUGCUCUGCGUCAAGGUCAAGUCGUACAAAUCCGUUUACCAGCUCAUCGCAAAGGGCAACCGAAACCGUGCCGUACGACACACCGAGAUGAACCAGGCCUCCUCCCGCAGCCAUGCCAUCCUGCAGCUGGUGAUCGAGCAGUGGCCGCAUGGUGGCGCGGACGGCACCGUGAUCCGCAGCAAGCUGAACUUUGUGGACUUGGCUGGGAGUGAGAGAUGGAACACGGCGGCUGGGGCGUGGGGCUGGGAGGGAGGAGGCGGGGGCGGAGGAGGCGGGCAGGAGGGAAUGAUGGGGGAGGAGCGGAUCAGUGAGAUGACGGCGAUUAAUGGAAGCUUGUCGGCGUUGGGGAGUGUGGUGGCGGCGUUGACGGAGCGGAGAUCCCACGUGCCGUACCGCGACUCCCGCCUCACACACCUCCUUCAAGACUCCCUGGGCGGCAACUGCCGUACCACCGUGCUAGCCACCCUCUCCCCCUCCGUGGACGCAUUCGAGGAGUCCUGUUCCACGCUGCGCUUCGCGGACCGGGCGCGCGCCAUCGCCAACAACCCCGUCGUCAACGCGAGUCGCGAUGUGGGCUCGAUCCUGGCGCUCAAGGAGCGCGAGAUCCAGCGGCUGAGGAACAUGAUCAGCCAGUUCACCAGCGGCAAGGCGCCCAUGACGCCGGGGCCGGAGGGGGCUGACAGCGCCGCCUCCCGUCUAGCGGAGGAGUUGGAGGCAACUCGCCGGGCACUGGAGCUGGAGCGGGCACUCAGAGCGGAGCUGCAGCAGAAACUGCACCAAUCCUCGGCAAGCACGCCACCUGACGGUUCCAGCGGCGGCGGCAGCGGUGGCGGUGCGAUGGUGUUGACGCUGGGUACGCCCACCACCGCCUUUGAUUCGGCGGUGGGCAGCACACCGACGGCUCUGGCGCCGCGGGUGGGCAGCUUGAGGAGCUGCAUUGGAAGCGCCGGCAGCGCCGCAGCUGCGGGUGGGGGUGGUGCUCGAGCCAGCGGCGGCGGCAGCGGCGGUGGCGCUGGGGCCGGCGCGGACUUCUUCCGCCUCUCCACUCCCUCCACGCCUCUCAACCCUGUGCCGUUUCAGCUGACGGGAUCCCCCGCCGCCGCAUCGCCCGGCGGCGGCGGCAGCAGCGGGGGUCCGCUGGUACCCACUCGUGCCGGCGGCGGCAACCCCGGCGGCGGGCCGCCGCCGCUGGGUCGCUCCCGCAGCAGCCUCCUCAGCAGCCAGGUUUUCCCUGGCGCCGGCGGCAGCGGUGCAGGCGCCGGCGCCGCCGCCGCCGCCGCCGCCGGCUCGCAGGUGUCUCCUGGCGGCGGCAAGCGCGCCGGCGGCAGCGGCGCUCCUCGGCGACUGAGCUACGAUGAGGCCAUCAUGGCCAUUAAGAGCCAGAUCAUCAGCUUAUCUAAGCAGGAGCGCAUGCGGCUGAAGAUGCGGCAGCCGCCGCAGGGGAAAAUAUUCUGGGGCGGUCCUCCGCCAGCCGCCAAUACCCAUGCCACGGCCUCCAAGCCGCCAGCGGCGGGGGCGGCGGCAGCCGCCCUCGCUGCCGCUACCGCCGCCGCGACGGCGGCAGCACCGCCGCCCGCGCCGCCAUCGUUCAACAGCCGCAUGCGUGCGGCGGUUGGGAUAUACGGCGGCAGUGGUGCUGGAGGCGGAGGUGGUUCCAGCGGCGGAGCAGGCGGUGGCGGGACAGGGAUUGCUUCUCCGACGGGGACAGGGCGACAUCAACAGAAGCGGCGGCCGCCGCAGCUGGCGGCUGUGGCCAGCGGCGCCGGCGGCGGUGGCGGCUUCGCGCAGAUCCACAGCAUUGAGUUGACGGACAGCGACGCCACCUCGCCCGCGUCGCCCGCUCCUCCCUCGGGGCGUGGGAGACCGCAGGAAGAGGAGGCACUGCAGCAGCAGGAACGACGUCAGCAGCAACCGCAGCAGGAUCCAGAGGGAGGGCAGUACGACAGCCCACCAGCGCCAGGCGGGAGACUAGCAGCGGUGUACGGCAAUGGUUUUGUAGGACCUGGCGGCGGAGGCGGUAGUGGUAAUGGUGAUGAUGGCGGUGGUGAAGAAGAGGCGUACAGCGCGGAUGGCGACUUUGUUGAGGACGCUCCAGAUGCUCCGGAGGAUGUAGUGGCUGUUGAAGAGAUGGGUGAGGAGCGUAAGCGCGGCGGGGAGGAGGAGGAGGAGGGAGAAGACCCAAUAGGCGAGGAGGGCGAUGCCGCUUACGACGGCGAGGAGCCCGUGGAAGAGGAGGUUGACGAUGGAAGCGAUGAAGGCGAUGACGGCAGGCGGGGCAUGCCUGGCGCCAAGGGUCGCGCCGCAGAUGGCGGCCGCGGCGGCGGCGGCGGCUCGGACGAUGGUGACAGCGACGGCGGGCUGUCGCAGCUGGACGCUGAGGAGUAUGAGGAGAUCAUGCGGCAGGCGAGGGAGGCAUUGGCUAAGAAGCCCGGCGGCGAGCAGGACGGAAAGCCAGGGUCAGCGGUGCCUCAGACGCCGCCGUCUGCUGCGGGAGCACUACCGGGACAGGGGCGGAGUGCAGUCGCGGCGGCUGGUGCAGGGGGAGGAGGCGGCGGCAUUGUGGGAGGGCGGUCUGCGCUGCGGGCGCAACAGGUGUCGAGUCCUGCACCACCCUCUGCCGCGUCCGGUGAGGGGGGCAGCGGCAGCGGCGGCGGCGCGGGAGGGCAGGUGGUUAGCGUGGUGGGAGCCGGGUGGGGUCGACACGCGCUGCUAAACAAGUUCACGGACGCGGAUACAACCCCUGGCGGCGGGGCAAGCGGUGCUGGCGGCGGCGGCGGAAUAGGCUUCGGUCGGAGCAACUUCCUGUCGGCGGCCGCAGCCCCGCCUGCUCCCGCGACGGCGCCCCCCGGCGGAGGCUGGGGCCGCAAGUCCAUUCUUGCUCAGCCUCCCUCGCCACCGCCGCCGCCGGCGUCUGCCGACGCUUCCCAGCCGGCCACUGGCCGUCGCGCGCUGAUGGCUGCGGAGGGACGCGACGGCGGCGGCGGCAUGUACGGCGCCUAUGGCGGUGGCGGCGGCUACACAUCACCCCUACGCAGCAGCGGCGGUGCCGGCAGCGGAGGUGGGAAAGGCCGCUCCAAGUCGGUGGGUGCAGCGGCCCGGCCGAACGGCGGCAGCCGCGGCCGGGCUGCUGACAGGGCUUCAACAAAGCUUGACGCGGGAUCUUGGAUCUACAUCUUGGGUGCCUCUGCUAGCUCGACCCGGGCUAAACGCCUGGCGUCGGCGUUGCAGCUCGAUCCCGUGACCGGUCUGCCUGCAAUCUAGGAGGACCCCAAGGUUCAAGGCGCCUGCGAGAGGGCCUAGCGACGCGGUGGGAAAUGGUGGAUGUCCUGUGGCUUCAACCGCACAUAGGAUUGAAGCAGGGGUAGGCAAAGUAUUCACCUUUGUCACAUAGAGGACUUUCUAAGACGGAUGACUUGGCAGGCAGCCUGACACUUAGCACUGCAGGGCCAGUUGGGCUUGGAUAUGCAGCGGAGACUGUCAUGAAAAGCAUUGGGCCUGCACCGAUGGCUUUGGUUGAUACGUUGAUACCGUUUGCUGCGAAUGCCAAUGGGAAGGGCGGUUGUUCGCAUGCAUGCAUUGCCGUGUGCAGUAGGGCACGGGUCCUGAGCCAUAGGACCCAAGAGUGUCGACUGUACGCUCAGACUCCGAGUGUUGCCACACAUGUGAAGUUCAUCGCUGUCUAUGGAACUUAGAUCAGAUGAGGGCAUAGAAGGACUUCAGGUCGACAUGGCUGCAGCAUCAUGCAGAUGUUAUACACAUUCCAUUCCUCCAAAUACAGUGUUGACAAUUCACG